AUGAAACCGACUGAAACUUUGCACAAGUUGCCAGGGAUUAUAGCAAGAGAUGCCAGAUCUAAAAUCAGUGGGCGGAUUGUGGGUGGUGAUGACGCUACCGACGGCUUAGCUCCAUAUCAAAUCUCACUUCAAACCGACUUGUUAGGAAAUAAUCUUCAUAUAUGCGGAGGAUCCAUUAUAAGUGACCAGUGGAUUGUAACCGCGGCGCAUUGUAUUGACGAAGUUCCCACUGAAAAUUUGACAAUAGUCGUAGGAACGAAUUCACUUUCUAAUGAUGGUCAACGUUACGAACUUCAAAAGUGCAUCUCACAUGAAAACUUCUCAAGGGAAACCGUGAAAAAUGAUAUAGGCAUAUGUAAAGUGUCUACGAACAUUACUUAUGGAGAGAAAAUUCAACCAAUAAAAUUGCCUUCGAGCGAUGUCGAAGCUGGAAAAAAAGCUUUGCUCACGGGAUGGGGGUAUACUAAUUUCAAAGCCAGGAGAGCUCCUGAUAAUCUCCAAAAAGCGAUACUAACAACUCAAACUCUGAAGCAAUGCAAUCGAAACUUGAGAGCUUUCAAAACGAUCCUACCGAUUGGUGAAAAGCAAGUCUGCGCAUACGCUGGCAGAGGAACAGGAGGAUGCCCAGGCGACUCGGGAGGUCCAUUGGCAAUUAACGGAACAUUAAUAGGAGUGGUUUCGUUUGGAGUACCGUGUGGUAAAGGUUAUGAUGAUGUAUUCACAAAAGUAUACGCUUACGUAGACUGGAUACGUGGGAAAAUGUGA
This is a messenger RNA of Pieris macdunnoughi, 765 nucleotides long. The record is from the annotation of a GenBank genome assembly. Lineage: Eukaryota; Metazoa; Arthropoda; Insecta; Lepidoptera; Pieridae.